This is a messenger RNA of Dendronephthya gigantea, 866 nucleotides long. RefSeq names its product centlein-like. Gene Ontology annotation, cellular component: centriole; centrosome. The record is from RefSeq and is a predicted model, not a curated record. Gene Ontology annotation, biological process: centriole-centriole cohesion; protein localization to organelle. The transcript is spliced from 8 exons. The coding region runs from base 276 to 866 and encodes 196 amino acids. Lineage: Eukaryota; Metazoa; Cnidaria; Anthozoa; Malacalcyonacea; Nephtheidae.
GAUGGCAGACGAAACAUCGAUAAUUCCGUUACGUUCGUUUGGAGAGGAUGUAUUUCGCGACGGUGUGCGCAAUUUUGAUCAUACUUUAGAAAUGAACUUCCAAGUUUGGCUAGUUUCUAUUCUUUUUGUGAUCGGAAGCGCUGAUGAUUGAUUUUGUUUUAAGUUAAGCGUAUUUCCAACACGUGUGUUGCUCACUUGCUGUCUGUUAUCUUCGUUGCCUUUUAUUUGCUGGACAUUUGACAUCUAUACUAAUACUGUCACAUCUGAAGAACAUAAUGGAGGAGAGGAAUACAGCAGGAUUAGAUGUGAAUGCUCUUGUCAGAGAAAAUCAAGUUUUGUCAGAGAAUUUGUCCAAGUGUUUGGAGGAAAAGAAUUUUGUAUGGUCUUUGUGGAAGAAAUUACAGACAGAAAAACCUGAUCUUUCAUCUGUUGUGAGCCUUGUUAUGGCAAGAGAAAAAGAGAAGACUGAAGUUAGAGAUGAAAAAGUCCUUAAGAUUCUUGAAACAAAAGAUCUACAAAUACAACAGUUGGAAAGAGUAAGCCAGCUUAUUUUAGAUAAAAUAGUACUUUUUGAUGAUCUGAAAGUUAAAGAAGAUGAUCUUCAAGGCUAUAGUCUUAGGCUACAUGAUCUUCUUAUUGACAAGGCUGAACUACAGGAAAACAUGGAAUCCAUGAAAACUAAAUAUGAAGAGAAUAUAAGGUCACUGGUUGAGGAAAAUGGCUAUUUAUCUGAAGUGGUCCGUGCAAGACAAAUGGAACUAGAAAAUGAUAAAAAUACUUACAAAACAAAAAUUGAUGAUGUUGAUAAGAAAGACAAGAACUUAAUGAUGUUGUCAAAGAUUUGGAACGCAGACUGGAUAAAUUGA